GCAAAGGGAAGGGCCUCACAGGGGUGGAGGAGGAAAAAAGGGGUGGAGGAAAGAGUGGAGAAUGGUAGAAAUCACAGGGAAAUGGUCGUAUUUAUUAGCUGUCUUUCUGUGGCUGUCCCCAUGGCGACAAUUUGUGAUGACAAAGAAUGUGAGAACGGGGGAGCCUAAUGCCUGAUUGGGAUGCUUUGUAUUUGGCAAAGUGGCUUCUGAUUGGUCUGAGAAAGCCCCCUAACUAGAAGGAGUUGAUAUUCAUUCAGCUUACUCAAGUGCUGCUAAACUGCUUCUAAACACUCAGAGGGUCCGGUUGCUUCUCUAAAGGUUUGCCCAGGUUUGAGGAGUGGGAUUAUAAACUUUUGAUGGAAAUCUCCAGGAGGGUCCCUCUUUGAAAUGGCAUCAGACAGCGAGGUGAAAACGUUACUGAAUUUUGUGAACCUGGCCUCUAGUGACAUCAAAGCUGCUCUGGACAAGUCUGCUCCCUGCCGCCGCUCAGUUGACCACAGAAAAUACUUGCAGAAGCAGCUCAAGCGUUUUUCUCAGAAAUAUUCCAGGAUCCCAAGAUGCCACCCCAGCAAAUCCAUGGAAUCCAGCUCCAAACGGGGGGCAGAGGAUAGAAAUCGCAGUUCAGACCCAGAUGGCCCGGAUGCAAAUCACUGCAAAGCAUCCAGUGAAAAGGCCCUGAGGCUAUCAGAGGUGGAGGAGAACUUCAGUGGGGGACAGGUUUUGCAAGAGCAAAGCCCAGAGUCUUUAAGGCCAGAUCAGGUGCCCAUGAGGAAAAGACAGCUGCCUGCUUCCUUCUGGGAAGAACCCAGACCAACUCAGAGUCUGCUGGUCGGGAGCUUUCCUGCCGGAUUGGAUGGGCUCCCAAACUCCAGGGACCUCCCUCCUUACGAGGGCAAGAAAAGCAAAAAGGGUCCUGAUACCACUGAGCCAGGCAGCCCCCCUCUGCCUGCCCAGCCCAGUGGGGAGAAGGAGCCUAUCAAAGUGCCCGGGACAUCCUUAUCUGGCCGGAUGAAUGCCUGGAGCUGCUGUCCAUUUCAGUACCAUGGACAACCUGUUUACCAAACCCAUGGAGCCCUACCUCAAUCACCCUUUCCAGGCCUGGGGCUAUGGAGGAAAAGCACAGCACCCGCAGGGGAGAUCCAACACUUCUGCAAGGAGGCGGGCAGUAUGGGGCAGAAACUAUACAGACCAGUGGUUUUGAAACCCAUCCCUACCAAGCCGGCAGUGCCACCUCCUAUUUUCAAUGUGUUUGGAUACAUUUAGCCUGAGGGAGGGGAGGGGAUUUUGUGCUGUGUACGGUAGCUCUUUCAAAUGAAAUUGAAAUGUAACUUCAGCCAUUGGCCCAUCAGCCAGUCACACUGUGGAGCAAUUCUUAGGGAAAGAAUCUGCUAUCAUUUCCAUCUGUCUAUAGACAGGUAGCUAUUACAGCUUGCUCCUUUAAUCAGAAAGGCACAAGCUGGCUGACUUAAAUAGUGGUUGUGAAUACUUUUGGGUGUCAGUCUCCUCUCACUGCACUGGUAUAAAUCAGGAAUAACUCUUACUGAAGCCAGUGCAGUUAAAUGUCAGGAGAACUGGGCCUCUUGUAUUUAAGAUAAUUGUUUGACCCAGGGUGUGUCAAGCUAAGAACCAUUUGGAAUCUGCACUUGUAACCCCUACAAGACCUUUUCCAUAUGGGAAUGUCUUUAUGGGGACGCUCUGCACCAGCAGCAACAAUGAGAUUAAACUGAUAAUAUCUCUUGUACUCUAAAGUCAUUCUACAGAAAUCAGUUAAGGUUUUCAGGUCACUUUCUUUUACCGAUAGGACAGUAUUUAAUGCAGAAGAUAAGUUUGUAAGUUGAUUUCAGCUCUUCUCUUGUGUAAAUAUCAAGAGAGUUUUAAAAAAAAUAAAGCAGGUAA
Trachemys scripta elegans is the source of this 1896-nucleotide messenger RNA. It is a transcript of the gene FAM181A, whose product is annotated as family with sequence similarity 181 member A. NCBI's taxonomy places the organism in Eukaryota, Metazoa, Chordata, Testudines, Emydidae. The coding region runs from base 388 to 1263 and encodes 291 amino acids. The transcript is spliced from 2 exons. The record is from RefSeq and is a predicted model, not a curated record.